Bathycoccus prasinos is the source of this 2316-nucleotide messenger RNA. RefSeq lists its product with no specific name. The record is from RefSeq and is a predicted model, not a curated record. The coding region runs from base 1 to 2316 and encodes 771 amino acids. The transcript has a single exon. NCBI's taxonomy places the organism in Eukaryota, Viridiplantae, Chlorophyta, Mamiellophyceae, Mamiellales, Bathycoccaceae.
AUGAUUUCUUUCGUCUCGUUCCCGGGGGUGGUUUUGGUGGAGGCUGCGGACGCAGCGCAGGAGGUGGGAAAAAGGAGCACGAGUGGGAGCGCUGCUACCAUCAACGAAGGGACGAAUUCAAUCGUGAAUUUCCACCGGCACCACCGAGAGGUGAGGAAACGUUUGCGAGAAAGGAAGAUGACGACGAAAGGACAACAAGAGGACCAGCGAAAAAAAGUGGAUUCUUCUUUGUCUUUGUCUUUGUCUUCUUCGUCGUCGUCGGAGAGGAAAGAGGAGAAGAACAAGAAUUUCGAAAACAACGAAAACAAUCUAGGCGUGGAAGAAAACGUGGGAAAAGAAGAGGAGACUUCGAACGACGCGAACGUCGUCCUCGUCACCGCCGGGGUCAACAAAGAAGAAGACAAAGACAAAGGAAAAAACAAAGAAGCAGAGGAGAACAAAAAAUUAACCUCUCUCUUCAAAGAGAUCAGCGCGCGACGCAGACAGGAAAUCUUAGCCGCGAUGACUGAUUUUGCAAAGACGGAAGCGGAGAAGAACGGGGAAACGUUCGCGGACGUGCGACCGGAAUUGGGCAAGACGCCGGCGGCGCUCGAAGAAGAGAAGAAGAUGAAAGAGUACGCGAAAGAUCCUUCGCUCGAACGGAAGGUGAUGAUUGAGAAAAUUAAGGAGGAGGAUCCGAUGAAUCCAAACGUACAUGCACCAAUACGAACGGACGAAGAUUCAAUCGUUAGAAUUGACUACGGGACGUACGAUUCGUGCGACACGUGCGAGUUGUGUCAUUUAGGAGACGCGCCGGUGGACGGCGUGGAGGUGAAUAAGCACCAAGAGAUUCGAGGUAAUCCAGGCGUGAGCAAAGAGGAUAUGGAGGAUGAAAGUAACGCGAAAAAGCCGGUACACUGCAAAGAAUGUUACGGGUGCAACGUGCGCCUCUCUCGGAUCAUAAAACGCGCGGAGUUUAAAGGAAAAUCGGUCCAAGUCUUCAGCGGCGCGAGCGGCGCCGCGAUUUUGAAAGGGAAAAUUUUGAAGAAAGAUUUUCUACUCUCCGACGACAACGACUUUAAGAAGAACAACGAUGAAGACGACGAUAAAAAAGACAAAAUCAGCGCUGGCGUCAAUCACCACGAAGAGUUAGAAGAAGCGGACGCGGAGAUGACCGUGUUUGUGAAGGCGUGGUGUAACUUUGGCAAAUACGCUCAAACGCCGGACAAUCCAAAGUCGGGCGUGCCGUCCAAAUGUAGCGAUUACGAUAAAAUUAAUUUAAGCAAAUACGGAGGUAAAUGUCACGUCCAAGGAGGACGAUACAGAUUCGGAGACUGUAACUUUAAGUUCAUCUCUUCUUUGGAUAAACUCGCCCACGCGGCGAAUUUAUCCUCCGUCGUUCCUCGAUCUUGGACCGUCGAGGUGAAAUCGUUCUUGCCGUGGGACGGCUUCUCCACGGGCGGACACAAAUUGCAAAAAGGUGUCAGAGCGCAAUUCUACGAGAAAGCCCCGGGCGUGUCUAUCGAAGCCGUUCUGGGUACUUUAGAUCCGACGGUUAACUUUGGCGCGUUCAAAAAUAUCUCCCACGAUAACGUUAUUCGCGCGGCGACGUUUGAUUUGCUCUUCUCCGAAUCCGACCGCCACGGUCAAAACGUCUUUUUCAGCGACGAAGGCGAAAUUACUUUGAUCGAUAGCGAAGGCGCCUUCGGCGAAUCGAACACCAUGCUCCUUCCGGGUCAUCAAAAAUACGAAAUCAAUCGAAUUGGAUUCUCGGCCAUAGUCGGGUGCGGGCAAAAUUGUCCGGGCGAGCCGAAACCGUCGGUCAGCCCGAUGGCCACUUUAGAUUACCGAUGCCACGUCCCUCGCCAAUACGUCGGUUUCGAGUUCCCAUCCGGCGUGGAACCUUUUUUGAAAAGAAUUCAGAGCAUGUCCGCAAAAUCCGUCGUCGAAGAGUUCAAAAUGACCCGAGAAGAACACGCAAAUCACUUGAAAAGAACCGUGGACGAAAUGCUCUCUCUCGGUUUCGAAGGCGCCAUGCUCUCCGCGCUCUCUCGCCAACGAGGCGGAAACGGCUACCCGAUCGGCAAAUAUGGCUUACAAUAUUGGUACCCAAUCACUAAAGCGUGCUGCGGCCUCGAAACGUGCCCGAUACACACCACUCGCAUGAAAGAAAAGAACAUCCGAGACGAUCUCGUGACGUUGAAAAAAGACGACCCGGGCGUCGAGGCGACGACGCUCUGGGGCGACCGGUACGAAGCGCACGCGACGACGUCUCCAGAACUCGGAUUGGAAAGAUUGAAGACGAAGGUUUUGUCCUCCUCCAAAUCGUCGGCGUAA